AUGAACAACAUCUCUGGAACUAUACCGAAAUGUCUCAACAAUUGGACUACUUUGGCUAAAAAAGGAACGUCAACUCUAACUAUGCAUCAUCAGUCCUUUCUUUUAGACUAUAUAGAUGAAGAAUAUGUAACAUGGAAAGGAGUAAGGUCAAAAUACAAAAAUACUCUGGGACUUUUAAAGAGUAUUGAUCUCUCAUGCAAUAAGUUGAGUGGGGAGAUUCCUACUGAAAUCACUUAUCUUGUUGGUGUGGUUUCUUUAAACUUGUCGAGAAACCAAUUAACAGGUCAAAUACCUUCAAGGAUUGGAAAUUUGGAGGAGUUGGAUUCUCUUGAUUUAUCAAGAAACCAAAUAAAUGGCAGAAUUCCAACAAGUCUUUCUUGGAUAUAUCGUAUUGGUUACUUGGACUUGUCACAAAACAACUUGUCUGGAAAAAUUCCAAUAGGCACUCAGCUCCAAACCUUUGUCUUUGCUUAUGGUGGAAAUCCUCUGCUUUGUGGAGAACCACUCCCAAGGACAUGCUCCGAGGAGGAAAAAGGUCCAGGACAACCAGUGUUGGUGAAUGAAGACGAUAAAGAUGGGCUCAUAACACAAGGAUUUUACAUCAGCAUGGGGCUUGGCUUUGCUGUUGGAUUUUGGGGAGUUUGCGGCACUCUUUUGCUCAACAGCGCAGGCACCUUUGAGACGACAUCCUUCCCUUCAGUUGAAGAUGGAUGCGAUGGACUCCUAUUUGUACUAGUUUUCGAGUAUUUGAGUGAUGAUAAGGGAUCUCACUGA
This is a messenger RNA of Prunus armeniaca (apricot), 774 nucleotides long. Lineage: Eukaryota; Viridiplantae; Streptophyta; Magnoliopsida; Rosales; Rosaceae. The record is from the annotation of a GenBank genome assembly.